UUACUUCCCUUAGGUCAUAAAAUGUCAUGGCGGAGAGAGUCGACUUCCGUGACGAGAUGAAAAUAAACCACAGAAAGUGACAGAGAGUAUGACUGAGAGAAAAUUUAGGCAGGUCCUCCAACGGCAGGGCGAGGCUGCAAAGAUCCGACAGUCGGUGGCCUUGCAGAUGAGAGAGAACAUCAUUUUGGCCAGACCAAAACAGGUGGACCCCGUUGACUAUGAGACUUAUAUUGCCAAGAAUAAGAGUAUUCUUCACAAUGACCCCCAGAGGGAGAUGCUUACAUUCCCUUAUGACGACAUCAUCAUUCCGCCCCCAAAUCCUCCUAAAAGGAUGCGAACACUGUACUCAACUGUUCCUGAUGCAGCAUUGGAUGAAGCCAAAGAUUUGUUGCUUCGACAGUGUAUAAAAUCGUACACAGACAGUUGUCAUAUUGUCAGGUUCAAGUACAGUGCAUAUGCUGGACGAUAUGAGAAACUCCCCAAUAUCAAGAAUACAGACCCUCUACCACAGCACACAUUUGAGAUUGAUGCUGAACCAGAAGAAAGGGGUGAUGAGGACACAAGGAGUUUGACGGCCAGGAUCCAGAAAACAGGCUGGCUAUAUAAAGGUCCAGACGGAGGCAAAGAAAACAUCAUUAGUUUUACAAGGCAAUUCAAGAAGAGAUAUUUUAUACUGAAACAAGAGACGGACUUCACGUACAGUUUACAGUUCUACAAAGAUGAGAGAAAAACAGAUGCUAAAGGAGCCAUAUUUCUGGACUUGGCAACUGAGGCUAGACCAAACUCUAAAAGAGGGAAACACUGUUUUGAAGUCGUCCUCACCAAUGAUCGCCCACCUUAUGUGUUUGCUGCUGAAUCUGAGGCAGAAUUGAAUGAUUGGAUCAGAGUAUUGAACAAAGCUAUAAAUGCUGCCGAAACAGCAUCUAAUGUCUCUAUGGAAAGGAUCAGAGAGGAAGUUCAAACUCCUGAAAAGUCUGGAGAAAAACCAGAAAUUAGCAUGCACCCAGAGCUAGCUAAGUACAACAGAGAAAGUGAUCAUAUGUUAACGAAAGCUCGAGAAGAAAACAGGCACAAUCUUUUCCGAGUUUAUCCCGGCAUUAGGUUCCAUUUUGAUGAAGAUGAUGAAGAGGAAGAUGAAAAUCAAGAGGAUAUUGAGGUAUUCCCUGCCACAAUCUGUGACAACUACAUGAUGAGGCUGGUGGACUUUAAGCUUAAAACACAGGUCAAUCUGGCAGAGGAGGGAUUUGGUCAGAAGUUUGCAAAUCCUGAGCCCUUCUUUCUGAGUUUUGCUUUGUAUGAUGCCAAAGAAGGAAAGAAGAUCUCUGAGGAUUUUUACAUAGACCCCAAUGAAAAGGAAAUAAGACAAAUGGUUCCUGAUGAGGUCUUGUUAGCCUCAGACAAAUUACACUCUAUAGAGGGCAGAAAUACUACACCAGAUCUUCAUGACUUAUCAGAGGAAUGGCUGCUUAAAAAAGACAGACAUGCUGUGUUCUCAGUGACCUCCUGCCAUGCUGAGGUGUACUUGUUUGUGAGAAUAGAGAAAGUACUCCAAGGCUCCUUAUCUCAGGCCUGUGAUCAGUACUUAAAAGCUCCCUCUGGAAACAAAGUCUACAAACAGAUGAGGCAGUUCUGUUCCCAAAUCGGUCAUCACAGAAUGCCAUUUGGAUGGGCUGCAAGACAAUUGAUCAUUGAGACAAAUGGUCCAGCAGAAUUAAAAGUUUACAGACAAGAUGCCUCAAAGUUUUCAGAACAGGAAGUUAUCAAAGUUCUCCAAGACUUAAAAAAGCCUGAAAAACAAGGAAAACUUCAAGAGAUUCCAGGUUGCCUAAAAAUUACAAUUCACAAAACCAAUCCAGAUCAACCUUUACAAAAUACAUUGACUUCAUCUUUAGUGCCAAUUAAACCAUUUCCCAUUCCCCCACCAGACCCCCCUGCUAUAGAAGUGGAACAGUUUGUCCUAGAUCGGGCCUCAUUCUGUGAUACAUUUGAUUCUUAUGUCAAUCAUCUUUAUGUUUAUCCCAUCAACCUUAGAUAUGAACACCAAAAAUCAUUCACAAAGGCAAGAAAUAUUGCAUGUUGUGUAGAGAUCAGAGAUUCAGAUGAUGAUAAUGCCAUUCCAUUGAAGCGUAUCUAUGCUCGCCCAGAAGUAGGUGUGUUCACUACUGUCGCUAGUGCCACAGUUCUACAUCAUAACACUUCACCAGACUUCUUAGAAGAGGUGAAGAUUGCUCUUCCUAUACAGUUGCAUGAUAAACAUCAUAUAUUAUUCCGGUUCUAUCAUGUUAGUUGUGAAGGCUCAAAGUCUAAUCGUAGUUCAGCAUCUUCCAUAAAAAAACGAGACAAUAUAGAAACACCUGUUGGAUUUGCUUGGCUUCCUCUUCUGUCCCAGGGCAGAGUAUCAGUAGGGGAACAGAGUAUACAAGUGGCAGCGUGUACAUCAUUACCUAAAGACUACCUCUGUGCCAGAUCUCCAGAUAGAUCAACUCCAGCACCAGAUAUCAAAUGGGUGGAUAAUGGCAAGCCAAUCUUUAAAGUCAAGGUCCACCUACAAUCAACCGUGUACACAAAGGAUCAGCAUUUACACAACUUUUUUUACCACUGCCAAAAGAUAGAAAAUGCAUUAAUGCCUGGAACAGAUGUGGAUAGCUUAAAUAAAAUUAAGCUUGACAAGCCUACCAUGGAUUUGGAGAAAACCUUUCUAUCAAAUUCAGUCAAGUCUCUUCACGCUGUUGAUGUACUGACCUAUGUCCAGUUCUUGCCGACCGUGUUAAAUCAGCUGUUUUCCCUCCUUGUCAAGACUAUCAGUGACGAUGUGGCCCUCAAUGCUGUCAAAGUUUUAAUCCACAUUGUCACAGAGGUGUCUCUAGCUGAUAAACAAGAUGCUCUUAAAAGUUAUGUCAAGUAUGUGUUCAACCCUGACCCAAUUCCUAAAGGCAGUCAAAAUGUCCACACUGUGCAUGAGGAGCUUGCCAAAAACCUGACCACUAUCCUCCGACCAGCCAAUGCUGACAAUGUAGUGGUCUGCAAGUUCCUCAAGUAUUCCUGGUUUUUCUUUGAGAUCCUCAUCAAGAGCAUGGCUCUUUACCUCAUAGGCACAGACAGAAUCAAGAUGCCCAGGAAUGAGAGAUUUACAUCAGAUUAUCAGUUCAGAAUACAAAACCUGCUUCAAACACUGACUCCAAAUAUCAUCCAGAAACAAAGAGAAAUGCCACGAGAGACAAAGAUGGCUAAUCAAAGUUUAGCUAAGUUUGUGAAGAGUUGUUUUACAUUGAUGGAUAGAGGAUUUGUGUUUAAGAAUAUUGCAGCCUAUAUUGAACAGUUUGGACCAGGAGAUUCCAAGUCAUUGUAUGAUCUGAAAUUUGAGUUUUUAUGUGAGGUUUGUUCACAUGAGCACUAUAUCCCCCUCUGUCUUCCAAUCAUGAGGAAAGGCAUGAUCAAAUCCUUCAAAGAGAUCAAAUUAGAAGAUCUGAAAUGUGACUACACACUGUCAGAGGAGUUCCGAAAGCACCAUUAUCUGGUAGGACUACUUAUACAGGAAGUUAAGAUGUGUAUGAAUGAGCCAAAGGAAGUCCGAAGGCAUGCCAUCCACUUACUAAGGAAUCAGAUUGCCAAACAUUCCUUUGAUGACAGAUAUACAUCCAAGACACUACAAGGGAGGAUUGCUGCUCUGUACCUACCUCUAAUAUCCAUAUUGAUGGACCACAAACACCACCUGGUGGAUGACCCAGCUGCCCCACCCCCUCCACAGGCCCCUACCAUAGUUGUGAAUGGGGAUGUUCAGUCUGUCAAACAAGAAAGCAGACCCAGAACCCCUCAGAUGCCUCAGAAGUCUGUAACAUUUGAUGCUCCCACAACACAGAGGGAGUCUAAAGUGUUUGCUAUGAUAGCUGGACAUGGUGCACCUCUACAGAGCCUGUCGGAAAUGAAAGCCCAGAUGAUGAAUGGAUCAGCUGGUUCCCUGUCCCGAACAAACAGUACUUCUUCUGUUGAUAAAACUGAAGGCAAAACCCCUGAGAAAGUUCAUAGGAGGGUAUCCUCCAACCAGAACAUCAAGGACUCAGCCUCUGACGUAUCAGGAGCCCCCAAACCCUCACAGAUCCUGAUGAAGUACCAGAAACUGGACAUUAUGGAGGUCAAAGACUUGUUACUGUGCUUCCUCCAUGUCAUCAAGUACCUGCCAGAAGAUAUCCUUCUUGGUUGGUUUCAUAACUCUUCAGAGUUUGAUAUCAUUGAUUUCUUUAGCAUACUAGAGGUGUGCUUAAAGAAUUUCCAAUACCAGGGAAGAAAGAAAAUUGUUGACUUAAGUGUGAUAGGGGACAGUACAAAAGCCUCUACAAUGCCAAUGAAUAGAAGAUCUGUUCCUAGUUUGACCCCUCGGUCACACAGUCAGUAUGAGGGCAUGGGAGAACCAGGGCAUGCAUCCACCCCAUCAGAAGGCAAUGCUGUGAUGAAGGCAUUACAGGAAGCUAAUAUGUCUACAGAAGUGGGACUGGUCGUGUUAGAUGUCUUAACCUUAUACACACAGACAUUUAAGCGUAACUUGGAACACAAAGAUGGGGACAACAGUCUGAUGAGGAAGGUGUUCAGCUUGUAUCUUAACUUCCUACAGACCAGUCAGUCUGAAUCUCUACAGAAACAUGUCUUUGCUUCCUGGAGGUCCUUUAUUAAAAAGUUUCAACCAGUUUUAUUCAAAGGAAAUGCUUCCCUCUGUGGAGAACUUUGCUAUGAGAUUUUGAGGUGCUGUAACUCUAAGCUACAAUCCACAAGGAAAGAAGCCUGUGCUCUACUUUAUCUGCUGAUGAGAAACAACUUUGAAUUCACCAAGAAAAAGAAUUUUACCAGAGUCCAUCUACAGGUGAUAAUCUCAGUAUCCCAGCUGAUCGGUGGUGUAGUAGAACUCAGUAACUCCCGAUUCACGGACAGUCUGGCUAUGAUCAACAGCUAUGCUGCUAGUGACAAGGCAAUGCAGCCUUUAAGUCCGUUUGCUAGUCUGGUCGGGGGAGUCUAUAGGCACCACACUGAGAAAAGUGGAUUCCCAUUAGAAGUUAAAGAUUUAACGAAGCGGAUCCGGACGGUUCUCAUGGCAACAGCUCAAAUGAAGGAACAUGAGAAUGACCCUGAGAUGUUGAUUGACCUUCAGUACAGCCUUGCCAAGUCCUACGCCACCACGCCAGAGCUUAGGAAGACCUGGCUAGAGUCUAUGGCUAAAAUCCAUUGUAAAAACUGCAACUACUCAGAGGAAGCCCACUGCUUUAUCCAUAUUGCUGCCUUAGUUGCUGAAUACCUGAAAAAGAGAGAAUGUUUCCCCCAGGGUUGUACAGCCUUUUCUGGGAUUUCCCCCAAUGUGGAGGGGGAUGAAUCUGGAAUUAAGGAUGACUCAGGGAUGCAGGAUGUGCAAUAUACAGAGGACACAAUGGUGGAAUACUUGGAGAAGGCCUGCAGAUCUAUGGAGCUGGCAGAAAGAUAUGAAAUCCUGGGAGACAUUUAUAAGCUGAUCAUUCCUAUAUAUGAAUACUCAAGAGACUUUGAUAAACUGGCCAGUUCCUAUGACAGCCUGUCCAAGGCCUACACAAAGGUGGUGGAUGUUACUGCCUCGGGGAAGAGGCUGCUGGGAAAAUAUUUCCGUAUUGCUUUCUUUGGGUCCUCAUUCUUUGUUGAGGAAGAUGGUAAGGAAUACAUCUACAAGGAACCAAAGGUAACAAGUCUACCAGAGAUCUGUGAGAGACUUAAAACCAUGUACAGUGAAAAGUACGGAAAAGACACAGUCAAACUCAUCAUGGAUUCUAAUAAGGUAAACCCAUCUGAGUUGGACCAGAAGUUUGCCUACAUACAAGUCACCCAUGUGACACCUUACUUUGAGGAGAAGGAGCUACAGAAGAGAAUUACAGAGUUUGAGAGGAACAAUAACAUCAAGAGAUUUAUGUUUGAGACACCAUUCACAAAGGCAGGCAAAGCUAGGGGAGAGAUCCAUGAGCAGUGUAAACGUAGAACCAUUCUGCUAACAUCCCACAGUUUUCCCUACAUGAAGAAGAGGAUAGAAGUUGUGAAGAAGACAGAUACAGUCCUACAGCCAAUAGAGGUGGCUAUUGAUGAGAUGCAGAGUAAAGUGGUGGAUAUCAGGGAGGUGGUUAAUCUGUCACGACCAGAUCUCAAAAAACUGCAGCUCAGGCUUCAGGGAUCUGUCAGUGCUCAGGUAAAUGCAGGUCCAAUGGCAUAUGCUCAAGCAUUCCUGACCAAAGAGAAAAUAAACAAAUUCCCAUUGGACAAGACAGACACCCUUAAAGCAAUUUUCAAAGACUUUGUUUAUGUGUGUUCUGAUGCUUUGGAAUUGAAUGGUACACUGAUAACAACAGAACAGAAGGAGUACCAUGAGUCUCUGUCUGCAGGUUACCAGGAAAUCGUGGAUAAACUCUCCGACAUGUUUGGAGAAAAGAUUUUUUCUGGAGAGCAGGGAUUCACACCACGAGGGUCAACUGUGUUCAACAUUGUCAGUGCCACCUCUGAUGUUAGUUCAGCGUAGUACCACCUGAUGUAAGCAGAUCUGAUAUUAACCUCUCCAAAGAGCUGACUCAAGACCACCCCCUCUGAUGUUGGCUCAUUAUUGUAUCAUCCUGAUCUUAGCUGAUCUUAGAUCCACCAUUGUGAGCUUGUCACUGGACCAGAAUAGAGAAUGGCCUUAUUUGACUGAAACAAGGUUCCCACAAAGAAAGCUCACAGAACAUUGCUUUGCAAUCAGUGCUUGGGUUUUCCAUGCAAAUUUGCACUCAAAACUUUAGGUAAAUGAAAAGCAUAUCAUUUUUGUUGGUUUGCAAUGAAUACAGUUUAUCUGAUUUUUUUUUCUUCCUAUGUGGACAGUAACUUUUCUGUUUAUAUCAGUUAAACUAGGAGAUGAUGUGCUAUUUGGAAGAUGUACUUGAUCUUUUGCAGCCUGCUAUUGAAUUUUAAAUGUUAGUAGUUGUAAACCAGUGUGCUUGAUUUUUUGUACCGGUAACGUAUUUAGUUUUUAUGUACGGUAUAUUUCUCCAACACUGUUAUACAUAUGAGUGAAGAACUUAGGUUUUGUUAUAAUUUGCUUAAGUAUAUUUGUUUCAUAUUUUUCUGUGUACAUUCAUUUAAUAUUUUAUGAUGAUUUCCUAUGCAAUUGUUAAAUAUGCACUUUAAUUUUCACUUCGUGAGAGGCUUGUAGAAUGCUUUUAGCUGACAUUGACUUAAUUAAUUAUCGGGGUAAAACACUCAUUUUACAAAUAUAAUAUAGAUAAAAUAUUUAUAUAGCCAUAUAUCAGAAAACAUCAGUUGCACAUCAAAUGUCUUUAAAGAACAAAUGUGUCAGAAGAGCACAUUUAUUUCCAUACCUGCCAUUAUUGAACAAAAAGAAGAACAUGAAUAUUUCAUUGAGUAACUUCAGGAUUGCUCAGUAAAAUUCUUAUCAAUGCUACAUUUUCAUUUGGGAUACAUUAUGACCUAUGUUUUGGGAAGUACAUGUAUAUGUAAUCCUUUUUUUUUUAACUGUUGCAAUAUAAACAUUCCCUCUUUAAAAUGGUUUUGGGUAUUUAUCAUCUUAUAUCAAAAGAUAAAUUAGCAUUUAUAAAAAAAAUCCAAGUAAAGAUGUAAAUUUUGUAGUCUGUUCAAUGAAUCAACAGAACAGUAUUUUGAAUGCUCCAUUUAUUCUGGUAAAAAUUUCUAGCCAAAGGUUUGAUCUUUAGGAGUGCAUUAAGUAUUAUUUCACCAAUUCUGCUUUGAAAUGAGCAAUUUCUUCACACAUUACUGAUCAAACAUCUUUACUAGCUCAUCCUUUUAAAAAGAAUAGAUCAUUCGUUUGCAUGUGAUAACAAUUUACGACUGCGUUUAUGGGAUUACUGGCGUGAAGUUUGUCACUAUAUAGUUAGGAGCAUUCUUUUUGCAGGUUACAUAAUUAUACUUUUAGGUGUGGCUUUAGUAGGAAGGGUUCUGUGUAUUAUUUUUUAUAGCUGGCAGUUAAAACAAAGUCAGCACUGGUUGACUCGGUCAUGAUCAGUUAAAAUUACAUAAUGCAAUAUACCUAUUUCCUCAAUAAUCUUACAGAAUUAAAAUUACUGCUACAUGAAUGAAAAGUUGGAUACAUUAUAAUGAGAGGCUUAAAGAGAAGUAUUGAUAACUUACACAGGGAAUUUUAUUUGUGUAUUGACAGAGAAUAUCAUUGUAUAUAAUCAGGUUUGGGUAUUUUAUGGGGUAAUAUAAGCUGUAGGGUUUAUGUACUUUACAGCGUCAUUAAUUUUAGAUUCAUUUUACCACCUUAUCUCUUUGUAGAAUCUCCAAAUCUAUUGAUGUUUAUUUCCUGUAAUUAUUUAUUAUUAAAUGGUUAAAAUGAAGCAGUUUAAUGCAAGCCCACAAUUUGUUCAGUAGUGUUGUAGGAAGUAUGAGACUAUAAUGCAUAUUGAAGGAUGAUCUGUAGAUUUAUGUUGAUAUAAUGUCAUUUAAUCUGUGUUGACUGUGAUAUUUGUGAUAAUAAUUUUAUUAUUAUUAUAAUUAUUAUAUUUGCUUUAUGCGGGCAGUGUAUCACAUUCUCAAUUAAUAUUAUGUUACUAUAUGUACUUUAUGAAAAACACUUAAUCAAGUAAAAUCAUGAAACUCC
Molecule: messenger RNA, 8611 nt
Organism: Saccostrea echinata
Lineage: Eukaryota; Metazoa; Mollusca; Bivalvia; Ostreida; Ostreidae
Product: dedicator of cytokinesis protein 9-like
Exons: 53
Coding region: 89-6520 (2143 amino acids)
Biological process (GO): small GTPase-mediated signal transduction; positive regulation of GTPase activity
Molecular function (GO): guanyl-nucleotide exchange factor activity
Source: RefSeq, a predicted model, not a curated record